UCUUUCAUUCACAUUUUACUAAAGCUGCCUUUUAUCUCUCUCUCGAUUAUGGAGUUCUCUGUGAAGUCAUUUGCAGUGGCGUCCUUCCUGCUGUUGGUUUCCCUAACCACUGAUAUGAGUGGUCCGCUUGUAGUGGAUGCUAGAGGUUGUAACUGGGAUCUUUGUGAACAGCACUGCUCUAGUAAGGGUUUGCCAGCAUGCUGCCCAGGACCAUUUGGCCCGUGUCGUUGCACAGCAAUUUGCCCACGUAAUCAUAUUAAGAGUGGUCCUCCUGUGGUGGAUGGUCAAUUAUGUGACCCGGUUCUCUGUAAAAAAUACUGCUCUAGCCAGGGUUUGCCAUGGUGCUGCCCAGGAGUUGGCUUAUGGCCUUGUCAAUGCACGUUCGCUUGCCCAUUUAAGAAAGAAAUCACUGAGGAGGUGAUGGCUGGUGCAACAGACAGAGAGCCUUUCAUUAAGGAGAUAGUAAUCGCUUGAUGCUUUGCUGCAACAACAGGAGAAUAAAUUACAAUGUAUCUAUGAAGCUGGUUUAAACUGUCUUUAAUUAAAAUAAGUUGUAGAUCUCUGCUGGAUACUACAUUAAACUGGCUUUAGUUAAAUAAACUGUAGUUCUUUGCUUGGAGACUACAUUGUGGAAGCGUACCCGUCUUUAAUAACAAGUAUUAUGUUGUAUAUUUUAAUGA
Messenger RNA from Olea europaea var. sylvestris, 680 nucleotides. RefSeq lists its product as uncharacterized. NCBI's taxonomy places the organism in Eukaryota, Viridiplantae, Streptophyta, Magnoliopsida, Lamiales, Oleaceae. The transcript is spliced from 3 exons. The coding region runs from base 49 to 474 and encodes 141 amino acids. The record is from RefSeq and is a predicted model, not a curated record.